AUGUCUUUGCGCCUGGUGUCUAGUGCAAGGAACCUCCGCGACCAAUUCAAAGGCGGUAACUCACAACAGCAGACAAGUAACCUCACAGCAUCCAGCGGCAGCAGCGUCUUCACCACCUCCAGCGGCAUCUCCAACACAAAAACUCUCGACCCAUCAGGGAUGACCUCGGGCGGCUCCAUGCUGAGUCGUCAAGGAACACUGCUUCGUGCCCAGAGCAACGGCAACCUGCGCCAAACCAAGAGCGUACAGAAAAAAACCAAUAUGAGCAAGAGUGACUCUCCUAUGCCUGACUUGUCGAUGGAGGUCACCAGGGUCAUUGUCAAACGCUGUAUCAAGGAGAUUCGCCUAACAACCAAGGGUAUCUUGCGCCAAGUUCAGAUGGCACAGAGCAAGGAGGUUGUUAUCGACACAAUUCGCUUAAUACUCGACGAUGAUUCCAACACUCAACUCUCGCUUCUCCGCCAGGUCGACAUUCAUUUGGUGGCGCACGCAAUGAAGUGGGCGAUCCGAUAUUCUGAGGAAACGCUUGUCACUUACGCCGAUUACCAAGCCCUUUAUCUUGAUCAAGACCGCAGCUUCAGCCGAUUCGUUCACGACCUCCCACCCACCAACCGCGCCAUCCUCCUUGACCUCUUCUCCCUCUGCGCCGACGUCACCCUCCUCGCCCAUCUCAACGGCAUGACCCUCGUCGUCGUCGCAAAGGCCAUCUCCCUCAGCAUCAUGGCCGAACCAGAACGCGAAUUCACAACCUUCGACGCCUCUCUCCAGCAACGUAACCUCUGGGGCGCUGCCUGCGAGGACCUUCUCCGCGCCUUCCUCCGCAUCAAAACUACACACGACCUGGCCAAAAUUGAGCAGGAGGAUGGUGUCGACGAGAACCGCUACGUGGACAACAUCACACGCGAGGUUAGGAGUGCACGCCAACGGAGCAACGAAACUGGCGCCAUGCCCAACAUGUCCGUGCCCUCGAGCGCUGGAUCUAUGCCUGCAUCCUCUGGAUGGUCUUCUACAAUGACACCCUCAGGAAUGGGACGACCUGCCGACGGAUAUUUCGACCACGUUUCAACUUCCCGAUCAACUUCGCCACUCUCACAUCAGUCCAGCUCGAUUCAUGAGUCUUCGCUCUCGCGGUCGCACUCGCUCGCAAAGUCUAACUCUUCUCGGUCACGACCACUUUCACCCGCAUUGCCCUAUGAGAAUGAGCGACACGAGUACGAGGAGAUAAUGCAGGAUCAGUCGCAUUUGGAUCGUUUGCGCCACCAAUCCCGACAAUCAUUAAUGCCUGGAUUCGACAAGGAUCGCCGCCGAUCUUCAGUUGCCGACGUGGAGAGUCUUUACAUGCUGCCUGUCGACGCGUCAGAGGAAGGAUAUGAGUCUGAGCCUGAGCCUUCGCACAACAGUCUGGUUCUCGAGUUCUCUAAUGGCCUCGGUUGGGAUUUCUCCAAGCUGGACGACCUUCAAAUGGACGAUUCCGCCAAUGAAUCGAGUGUUCAUCGUUCCAACAGCUCAAGCAGUAAUGGAAGCACAUUGGCAAGAGGAACACAUAACGUUACAGCUUCGUCUUUCGACAACGACGAACUCUCUCCGCUUCAGCGGGCAUCAACUACCGGCAACAAAGCACGCAUCGGACACGCCAUCAACCCGGGUCACACAUCGCCCUCCAUGAACCCUCAGCGUGCCAAGCGGAAUUCUCUUCUUCGCCGAUCUGUGUCGCUGGACCCUCAUACCAUGCACGGUCGCGUCCACAAGAAGCCCAACGAACUUCGACAAGAUAUCUUGACACGGGAACUGGCCAUUCAGGCGGAGAGGUCGCAGGUGGCAGAGGAUAUCCGUACUCGCCUGUUGCAAUCGAAGCAAAGCGGUCAAUCAGGCAGUACUUCACCCGCUCGUUCGACAUUCUCAUUGGAGUCAUCACCACUGGAUCUGGAUCGACCUAACAUUCCUACGCGAAGCGCAUCGCAAGGACUCGGACGAUCCAUGUCAAGAACAGCGCCUACCGACACCAAGAAGCUGGAGAUCAAUGUCGGAAGUCUCCCCCAAGGACACUCCGGCGCAGUUGUGACUGACGAGCUGACUCCUGUCUCCAACCCAUCCUCCAACUCUUCUAUCGCCUCCCCCAAACCACCUCAACCUUCGUCCAACAACAUGGAGAGGAACGCCGAGAUCGCCUCGCGCCCCAAGGAUGCAGAAGUUUGUGUCCACUUUUCGCCCAUCACCCCCGUCUCACCCAAGGCCGAGAUGAAAUCCAAGUUCCAGGAGUCGUUCUUGGACAAGCCCAUGUCUCCUCCCGCUGGAUAUGCUCAUGGACACCAUAGCGAUGCUGUUAGUCGCCAUAAUCGGUCCCCCAGCACCAAGAGCAGUCAAGGAAGCAAGAUGUCGCCUUCGUCUUCUACCAUGUCGUCGCCCAUGCAGACCAAGUCCUUGAGCCGAUCCGACAGCAAGACUCUCGUCCCUCCCCACCCUCAAUUGCAACAUAGCGCCACCUUUUCUGGCACCUCCUCUGCCCCCGUGUCAGCGGCGCCUGAGGGCAAGUUCAAGGCCUCUGGAUUCAUCCGCGCACUGUCGUACAAGCUCCGUUCCAAGCAGAGUGAUGAGCAGCUCAAGCCGGUCAAGAUCAACAACCAAGUGGUUGGCACAGCACCCGUUGCAGCACCCGUCGCACCAGCUGUUUCAAUCCAGCCUCCUCGACUGGAGCUUAGCUUUUUAGGUAGUCUAGGUGGUCCAGCCACCGGCAUUGCCCCUGCUGUUGGUCCAGCCUCUGGGCAUCCUUUGAACGAUAGCAACCUUCCUCCAGUCUCAGCUCCCGCCAACCUACUCCAUCUCAACGGCGCCCCCAACGGCGGAGCAGACACUGUUGAAGGCUGGAGACGAGUUGCUCAAGAUAGCUUACCCGUGCCACCCUUACCCAUCGACCGAUCAGCUCCCAAGGCCUUUACCGGAGCACGCCGCGGCUCUGGAGCACUCAUUGGCUCUGGAAACGCAGCCCUUAAGGAACAGCGUCGCAAGAGUAGGAUCUCUGUGUCGUCUCCCCGAUCAUCCCCUUCAAGCCAGUCAUACCUCCAAGCCAACGCCUCCAAGGCUGAUGGUAAACGCCCCGGUGCUUCUGCUGGUCGCAAACCCCAUCGGUUGGCAAAUGGAAGGACACUAUCUGACAGUUCUUAUACUACAGACGAUAGUGCCUCCCUGGAUGACUCGGCAGCCCUUCCCUCUAUCCAAAACGAGACCUCUGCGCCGUCCGCGGCAGCAACUACAAGUCCCAAGAAAGCAGGCGAGAGAGAAUACCGCUUCUCGACAGCCACGCUUCUGAAGGAUGGUAAGCUCUAUUACCAGUUGCAGUGGGACACGUUUUCAGAGGGCGGGUUCAUGUCGGAUUUCUUUGAACAACCGGAACAGUAUCUGACCGGUCUUUCUCAGAAACGAAUGUCCAAGAUGCCGGCGCCCGGCGGUCCUGGGGUGAAUGCGAGUCUGGCGGGCUCAACCAGCUCGACGACAUCUCGGGGCCAGACGCCGGCAACAGGGCAGGUUGUAGGUCAAGGUCAAGACCCGGGCCCGAGCCCUGCUCAGAAGGCAGCGGCCCUCAAGGCGGCAAGACAGAGCUUCAUGGCUCUGGCCAAAGAUCCCAGGGCAUUAGCGGCCCUGAAAGCUGGGUCUACCGGUGGAAUCGGUCAAGCGACUAUUAUCGGGACUGGAUCGUUUCCUAUCGGGUCCGCACAGCCUAUACUUCAGACGGUCCCUAUCAGCCCGAAUCCCUUGGAGCCAGUCCCAGCCCCAAAGUCGAUGGCGAUGCACUCGAACUCCCCAAGGAAACCGUCGCUUCUGUCCCGGCAGCCACCACCCCCACAGAUGCCAUUGCCACCCGCCCCCGUCGACUCCGACAAGUUUCAGAGGAGUACCUCAGGAAAGUCAUUGCCAAUAUCGUCAGCGCCCGGACCAGCACGAGUCUCGCAGGAAGUUCCAAAGGCGAUCGUGAAGCCUGGCAAGCCUUCUAUGCCUGCUGGUGGUGCUGCUUCUUUGUCCUUGCUGCCAGCCCCAAGUCCUGCAGCGGGUAGAGCUCCCGUGACGGCGACCCCGGUCCCUGUCCCGGUUCAGGCUCCGGCCAAGAAGAGUCGACUUUUCGGAACGCGAUUCAAGGCGUCUUCAUCGAACAAGAAGAACAACCGAAUGUCGACCUCUGUCUCUCCAGUGCCGGCCACUGGGAGCCAAUCGGGCGGGAAGAGGAAGUUGCAGCAGGGAGAAGUGACCAGCAAGGAUGGACUGACCAAGACGCAGGAGGCGCUUGACGAGGUGUUCCCGUUUUCCAGUAUUGAGCACAUGACGGGAAUGGAGAGCGGGUGGGUGAUGCUUGAGCCAGUGAAGGAUGGAGCUGUGGGCUGGAUCAAGAUUGACAAGCUGGAGGAGGAGAUGACUCGUCUUACCGAGAAGCAGCAACAGCGCCAGAUGAUGAUGCAACGCGAGCCAUAG
This is a messenger RNA of Linnemannia hyalina, 4461 nucleotides long. The record is from the annotation of a GenBank genome assembly. NCBI's taxonomy places the organism in Eukaryota, Fungi, Mortierellomycota, Mortierellomycetes, Mortierellales, Mortierellaceae.